Messenger RNA from Diaporthe citri, 1383 nucleotides. RefSeq lists its product as uncharacterized. Lineage: Eukaryota; Fungi; Ascomycota; Sordariomycetes; Diaporthales; Diaporthaceae. The transcript has 4 exons. The record is from RefSeq and is a predicted model, not a curated record. Bases 1 to 1383 code for a protein of 460 amino acids.
AUGAAGUCCAAGAACAUGUUCCUGGGGGCACACAUCCUUCCAGACGUGACGUUCCACAUGCACCAAGAUGACUUUGCGCGCCUCAGAGGCAUAGCUGGUAAUGGCGUCCUGGCACGCAACGUCAGGUCCAUUACCUACUUCACGGCAGCGAUCGAAAGUCCUGCCCGUGAGGCCAAGCCUGCUGACGACUUGACGUUGUGGUUCGAGUACGAAAAAUACGAGCGCCUGGUCGCCGCGCAAGAUCAGAUCAGAGCUGGCACGGCAGAUCUGGCGUGCCUUAAAGACGCGCUCGCCAAGUUUACAGGUCUAAAGCAUGUUACAAUGUCAUCGGGUCACCUUUUCUAUGAAGGCCGCGCGCAUGAAAAGCCGUCUCCGUUCACGACUCCCUUUCCACCUCCAACUCACUGGCCGCGACCAGAGGGUGUCAGGCACCUUGAAGUCUUGCUUGAAGCAUUGGCACACAACAAUCUCAAACUCGAGAGCCUGCGCGCGGGCUCAUUUGAUUGGAUCUUCUUCGACAAGAGCUCGACAGAGCUGGAGGGGUUGUUCCGGCCGUUGCUAGACGCGGUGCAUGUUGAGUUAGAAAUUACAUUGGACCUAGACGACGACCUACAUGAUGUGAGCGGAAACACUGGGGAAUGCCGGCGUUUCAUGGAUCGAGGAAUAAUCAGAGAUCUUCUGGCGCGCAUGAGAAGGCUCGAGUUGCUGCGUGUGGGAUUCAUGGGCGACAUGGACGUGCCGUACAAACCAGCCAUGUUGAGGGACAUUGUGAGCCCAACUUAUCGCUGGCCGCAUCUAAAUCGACUCGAGAUCUCGCACGUGGAGGUUGACAGACACACUCUGAUGCAAUUUCUGGUCCUCCACAAAGACACGCUUCAAUUUCUCUGUCUGCAGGAUUUUGACCUUGGCGAAACCUCAUGGGAGAAGCUGCUGCCAUCCAUUCGCAACACCUUACACCUCGAAUGUGCAUGCAUCUGUGGCACUCUGACAGGCCAAGUGGAAGACGUGCCAGAAAAGGGCGGAGUGGAAAACUGGGAUUUGAGCAGGCCUGGAGAAUAUGAAAACGACAUGAGAGCGUCUAUUAAUCGCUACUGCCGCAAUGGGGGCGAGGACUAUCCAGAUGAGCUCCCGCUCACGGACGAGGUUGUGCAAAAGCACUUUGACCAAUAUGUCAAAUGCCACGUUAGGAAGACGCAAGCCCAAGAUUGGAAGGACAAGUGCCGGGUUGCGGAGGAGGUGCGCCGCAGGAGGCGUGAGGACGGGCUCAUGCCAAAUUGGAUCAGUGACAGCGAACUAGGCUGGGAUGGCUAUGAUUCGGAUGAUCUCGACGACGACGACGAUGAUGAUGAUAAUGAUGAACUAGUGUUUGUGGGACAUGCCUGA